Messenger RNA from Tetrahymena thermophila SB210, 1503 nucleotides. Its product is annotated as kinase domain protein. Gene Ontology annotation, biological process: nucleocytoplasmic transport; activation of GTPase activity. NCBI's taxonomy places the organism in Eukaryota, Ciliophora, Oligohymenophorea, Hymenostomatida, Tetrahymenidae. The transcript is spliced from 18 exons. Gene Ontology annotation, molecular function: small GTPase binding; GTPase activator activity. The record is from RefSeq and is a predicted model, not a curated record. Gene Ontology annotation, cellular component: perinuclear region of cytoplasm; cytosol; nucleus.
AUGUCAUAGUAGAAAAAAUAAUUUUUUGACUUAGAAGAUUUUGUUAGCUCUUCUUUAUCACCUCUGAAAGAAAUAGAGUUACAUAUUCAAUAAUAAUUUGGUCCAUAAGAUGAAUCAAAGUUAUUAUAAGCCUUAUUAAAUUGCACGAAUGUCUAGGCUUUAAAAUUAAGAUUAUCAUAUAUCAAUAUUGACAGAUAAGGGAUAUCAAACUUAUGCAGUACUUUAGCAAUGUUGUCUAAUCUCCAAAAAUUAAAUUUAAAUUUAUAUGGAAACUAAAUUAAUGUGUAGAGUGCAUCUAUUUUAGGCUCUAAUUUAUCAGAAAUCAAGAACCUUUCGACGCUAUAGCUUCAUCUUGGAAACACUCAAAUUAAAAAUGAAGGUGCAGAAAUUUUAGUUUCAAAAUUAGCUGAGUGCAGUAGUCUCUCUAAUUUGACAAUCAACCUUUAUGAUAGCUAAUUAAGUUCUUAUGGAAUGUAAGGCUUGGGAGCAGCUUUAGCUAAACAUUAAAAUCUCUUAGCUUUAACCUUAGAGCUUGAUUAUAAUGAAUUAAGUGGUGACGAAGGUUUAACUGGAUUGGAUUUUUCUCUAGUCCCUAAACUCAUAGAUUUAUCUAUUGCAAUUAAUGAUUGCAAGGUAAACUCAAAAGCUGCAUCAAAUUUGGGUUAAUCUUUAUCAAAAUGCUAUAAUCUUUCUAAGUUAUACCUCGAUAUGUCUAUAAAUCUAAUUGGUUCUAGUGGUGCAAUAGCUUUAUGCUCAGCUUUAGCAGGCUGCUCGAAUAUGCAAAAUCUGUUUCUUAGAUUAUCAGACAACUAGAUAAAUGAUGAGGGCGCAUUAGGUUUAGGCUUAGCUUUAUCUUCUUGCAUAAACCUGACUAAUUUAGAUCUAAGCCUUCACAAAAAUUAAAUAUCUGCUACAGGAGCUUCAGCUUUAGGUUCUUUAAUUGCUAAUUGCUCAAGUAUAACUGAUUUGGAAUUUGAUCUUAGCGAUAAUUAAAUUGGAUCAUCAGGAGCAUAAGGUUUAGUUUCUGCUUUAGUAAAAUACAAUAAACUUUAACAUUUAACACUUAGGAUUCUUCGUUGUAAUAUAUGCAAUCAAGGCCUAGGUCUUACUCUUGCAAGUUUGAUUAAUGUUUAAAAAUUAGAGUUACAUUUGAGUAACAAUUAAAUUGGAAGUUAAGGAAUUCUAGAUUUAAUUUCUAGUUUAGAAAAAUGUGCUAACCUCAAAGGAUUUAAUCUUUACCUGAAGACUAGUCAAAUUGAGUUAAAAGUAGCUUAAUUAUUAUCUACUACUUUAGCAAAUAUCAAAAAACUCUAAACUUUGACUCUUUCAAUAAAAUCUAAUUACGAAGGUUUUUAAAGCUUAUGUAUCGGUUUGAAAAAUUGUAGCAAUUUCUUAUAUUUCUAUCUUUACUUUAACGAUAGUGAUAUACAAAAAGAUUAAGAAUUAAAAAUAAGAAAUUCGAUAAAUAAAAUAAAGAAAUUAGUGGAAAAAUAAGUUUAUUGA